CUCUGUAUGCAAAUAGCAUGCCAGUGCCAUUACUGGCUAGUUCUCGAGACAAGAAGUGACUCAAGGCAGCGAGGAAAAAAUUUUCUCCAUUGUUUUUUUCACAAAUUUCCCGUAAAUUUCUGAUUGUGCAAAGCGUGUUAUUAUCCAAGUAUGCCGAAGAAUAAGGGAAAAGGAGGCAAGAAUCGUCGUCGUGGAAAGAAUGAAAAUGAAUCGGAGAAGAGAGAGUUGAUCUUCAAGGAGGACGAGCAGGAAUAUGCUCAAGUGACAAAAAUGCUGGGAAAUGGCAGGCUCGAGGCAAUGUGUUUCGAUGGAGUGAAGCGACUGUGUCACAUUCGUGGAAAACUGCGAAAAAAGGUUUGGAUCAAUCAGGGCGACAUCAUUCUUGUUGGUCUGAGAGAUUACCAGGAUUCCAAGGCAGAUGUGAUUCUCAAGUACACACCCGAUGAAGCCAGGAACCUCAAGACAUAUGGCGAAUUCCCAGAAUCUGUGCGCAUCAAUGAUACAAUCACAUUCGUGGAAGAUGGUUUCGAUGAGGAUAUUGAAUUCGAUGAUUACAUCAGUUCCGACGAGGAAGCAGACUCUGUCGAUGCCAUCUGAUUUCCCGCCAAUUAAUUGCACAGUAAAACAGCCCCUAGGUAACUCAAAGAAUUAAAGAAAGAGAAAAAAAGGAGGGAGUUGAAAAGAAAAAUAAACCAUUUGGAUCCACAUAUUCCUCAAAAUUACUUGUUGUUUGUGCAAAAACACCCACGGAUCUUCUUUAGCUCAAAGUCCUGGAUGAAUUAUAGGCUAAAGAUUUCCAAAAUUAGAUAUAUACAAUUUUCUGUUGAGAUGACAAUGUUUUUUUUCUGGCUAAGUUAAACUAAAAUGUAUAAAAAAAAAUUGCACUAGUAUUGAAAAGUUUUUUUUAUCUAUAAUUUCUUCUGGAUUUUGAAUAAAAAUGCAAAUUACAGCUAAAAACACAUCAAAACUGACUAUUUGAAUAUUUUUUAGGAGAAUUUUGUUAAAUGCUUUUUUAUUUCUAUCUGAUAACGUGUAGAUGUUCAUUUUCGGUGAUUUAUUUUCUCACAGAGGAUCACCAGUGGAAUCCUACUUUACUACAUAUUUAUCAAAUUAUUCAUAGCGAUAUUCUUUCUUUUUUAAUCAUUGGUGACUAUAUUGAAUAUAUUAUGUAUUGAAAAAAAUAUGAAAUAAAGGAAAUAUCUUAGUAAACAGUAAAGAAAGGAAAAAAAA
Messenger RNA from Phlebotomus papatasi, 1230 nucleotides. It is a transcript of the gene eIF1A, whose product is annotated as eukaryotic translation initiation factor 1A, X-chromosomal. The record is from RefSeq and is a predicted model, not a curated record. The coding region runs from base 151 to 597 and encodes 148 amino acids. Lineage: Eukaryota; Metazoa; Arthropoda; Insecta; Diptera; Psychodidae. Gene Ontology annotation, cellular component: cytoplasm. Gene Ontology annotation, biological process: translational initiation. The transcript is spliced from 2 exons. Gene Ontology annotation, molecular function: RNA binding; translation initiation factor activity.